Epinephelus moara (kelp grouper) is the source of this 10067-nucleotide messenger RNA. It is a transcript of the gene znf608, whose product is annotated as zinc finger protein 608. Gene Ontology annotation, biological process: regulation of transcription by RNA polymerase II. The transcript has 9 exons. The record is from RefSeq and is a predicted model, not a curated record. Lineage: Eukaryota; Metazoa; Chordata; Actinopteri; Perciformes; Serranidae. Gene Ontology annotation, cellular component: nucleus. Bases 341 to 5005 code for a protein of 1554 amino acids.
AAUAAUUCAUAUUAUAUGAUAUUUCUGUUUUUUAUUAUGCGCAGUUUUUCUGAACUGUAAUAUGAUUUUUUUUUAAAUUUUACUCAUCUUUGUUUUAUUUUAUUUCAGACGGGACCUGGGCUGCAGGAGCCCCUGUGCCUCUGUCAGACACCGCCAGCUGUCAUUCAGCCUGUGUUGUAGUUUGUGAUGGAGCAGGCCUGAUCCAGCAGCCUAUAACAGACCUGCAUGUGUCCACCUACAGCUCGGCGCUGGCUGCCACACUGCGGCGGGCUGGCGGGCUGACAAUGACUUGAAUGCUGAUUAUUGUGAAGAUCGACAAAGGACACAAGGAAAGGAGGAGAUGAACCGUUUCCUGAGAGCUGGGGAGAAUGGAGGGCUGCUGACGGACUGCAGGGAGCUGUCACCCAACCACACCGCCUCCUCCGCCUCCUCCUCUUCCACCACCACCUCUUCCUCCUCCUCCUCCUCCAUCUCCAUCACCUCCUCCUCCUCCUCCGCCUCCUCCUCCUCCAGCGCCGCUGGCUCAGCCGACAGACACGCGGCCCUGCCCUCGCUCCAGACCCGGGGACCUGUCGGCGGUGGCGGCAGCGGCGGGUCGGAGCCGAGGAGAUCCGCGCUUAAACGCAGCCGAGCCGGCCGGGAGGGACGAGAGGAACCGGAGGCGGCGGCGGCGGAUCACUCAGCGGCUGCCGUCGCGGUGCGCGGCGGCGGCGAGGUGUGCGUCGGGGUCGGUAAGCAGCAGCAGCAGCAGCAGCAGCAGCAGCGUCGGGAGGCUCAAGGACGCAGCGUCGGUGGAGAAGGUCUGGAGAUGAUUUCAACGGUCAGCAGAGACGCGGACGGCGGAGGGAGCGGCAACAGUAACAACAACAACAACGGCGUCUCCGAAGUGACCACGGCCUCUCCUGCGACAUGCGCCAAAGGCAAGGAGGAGAGGAAGGGGAAGAACGUGAUCCGGGGCUGGAAGAGGGACAGAGACAGGGACAGGGACAGGGACGCCGCCGCUCCAGCCGCCGCUCCUCCUGCCCGGACGAGGAAGGAGAAGCCCGGCGAUGGCUCGUCUCCUCCUCCCUCCGUUUUCCUCCCGUCGUCCGCCCUGUCCGAGCAUCAUCUGUGCCGCGACGGCCCCGGACACUGCCACUGCGCCGCGCCGGACUCCAGGAUCACGGGAGAUAACGGCAACAUUAACAACGUAAACAAUAACAAUAGCGGGAGUAACGGCGGCGGCGGCGCUGCCAGCAAAACCGCGCUGGAUUGUGGAGUUAAAAGCGGCGGCGGCGGCGGCGCUAUUGUUGUCAGGCGGCAGCAUGACGACACGCCGGCGGCCAAGAAACACAGAGGAGCCGAGAAGGUGGACCCCAUGUUCACGGUGCCAGCUCCCCCUGCUCCAGGCCACCCCGGGGCCCCCGGAUCCUCUCUGCCCUCGGCCCCUUCCUUCUCCCCUCCGGCCCUGCCCACCUCCAACCUGAAGCAGCUGGCGGUGAGGACGAGGUCAAUAGGCACCAACACCCAGGAUGGCGGCGUCUCAGGAGCACUGGAGGGCGACUCGGCCUGUCUGGGACCCUGCCAGCCCGGGACCAGCGUCAACCUGGAGGGCAUCGUGUGGCACGAGACUGAGGAAGGUGUGCUGGUGGUGAACGUGACGUGGAGGAAGAGGACCUACGUGGGGACUCUGUUAGACUGCACCAAACACGACUGGGCUCCUCCAAGGUUUUGUGAGUCUCCCUCCAGUGACCCUGAGUUGCCAGGUGGGCGUGGCCGGGGCAAGCGGAUGCGAAUGGCCAUGGCCGAGCGGCCCUGCGUUGAGCCGGCCCCUGCUACCAAAGUCAGGGGUCUGUCCCAGCACAGGAGCCGUGGAGGUGGUGUGGCUGGAGCCACCGCACCCAUCCACAGCAAAGGACGGAGAGGAAGCUUAAACCUCAUCAACAGCAACUGCCGAACACCUCCUUCUUUCUUCACUGUGGAGGAGGUGAAACCUGCCAACAGCACCUCCUCUCUGUCCUCCGGGAAGCGAAAGAACAAACCGCCAGCUGACCUGGACCUCAGCCUGGUCUCCUCUGAUGACAUCAAAAACGGGAAUGGGAAGAGGAUCCGGGCCAAAUCCCGCAGUGCCCCAUCCACGCCACAGGGCAAAUCAGACCCCUCGUUCAUGGACCCUGGAGGAGGUUGUGCCUCCUCACCACCUCCCCCACCCAUCCUCAUCGACUGCCCCCACCCCAACUGCACUAAACGCUACAAGCACAUCAACGGCCUGCGCUACCACCAGACUCAUGCACACCUGGAAGCUGAGGAGCAGCGGAAGCCGGAGCUGGAGCCCCUGAAGGACGGAGAGAGUGAGGAACGACUAUCAGACUGUGAGGACACCAUCAGCAACAUGACAUAUGACCUCUCAGAGACAAACAGCACUAAUGCCAACAGCUCCUCCAAGAAACCUGCUCCCUUAUAUAAGGUGACCACGGUGGGGUCUCCUAAAAACAGACGGCUACUCCUCAGUACUGACCACAGCCCCUCAGCCAACCCCAAGACCAGAAGAACCUCACUGCUGAAAGAUGGACUGAUUGAUGACCUCAGCAAUCUGCCCAUCAUCUCCAACAUGACCGUGGUUCUGGAGAACUGCAUGGUCCCAGACAGGAAUUCCACGGUCGAGAUGCCCAAGCUGGAAGCUGAAGGCUUGAUCGACAAAAAGGGAGGUGCAUGUGACAAGGGCAAGAAGGCCAACGGGAAGGUGGAGAAGCUGUCCAAGUCACGGACCAACCGGCCGAUCGCUCCGGCCCCUGCUCCCCCCAAGCUGAUCGCCAUUCCCAACACGGGGUAUCCGACCGGCACAGCAGAUACUGCCGCCUCACAGCAGCCCUCACCCAUGGCAGCCGUCGGCCUCACCAGUAAAAACCUUCCCCUGAAACCCAUCAAACCAAAGCUGAGCAUCGUUGUGGAACCGAGCCUUGUCAAAGCCACCCUGGUCACCUGCAGCAAAGAGACCAGGAAGAAGGAGAAACGGAGGCUGAAGGACAAACACAACAAAGAUGCGCAAACCAGGACGCCUAAUGGUGACAGCAGCGGAAUCAAAAUGGAAGAUGGUUGUGGUUCCAAAAUUGGUGUCAAGGAGAUUUCUGGAAGCCUCCUGAAGGAGCACCUCAGUAAGCAGGAUGUAAUGAACGGACUCACGGAGAGCCAGGAGAGCAGGAUGGCCAGCAUCCGAGCUGAGGCUGAUAAGGUGUACACCUUCACCGACAACGCCCCCAGUCCAUCCAUUGGUGGCUCAUCGCGGCUUGACUCUGCUGGUAGUUGCCUGGCAGCAGACAGUAAGAACAACAGCCCUGCCUACUCUGACAUCUCAGAUGCCGGGGACGACGGGGGAUCUUCCGAAUGCCGCUCGGAUGGAAUCAGAUCCAAGUCCGCCUCUUCGGUCUCUUCGGAGGUGAGCUCCAACGGUAACCAUGGUAACUCUGGUAAAACCCCGUCCGCAGCAUCCGCCCCACCAUCAAAAGACCCCCAAUCCCCAUACUACCACAGCUAUGAGCCCUACUACCUGCAGGGGUACAUGCAGUCGGACAGGUCAAACAGCAGCAGCGUUGCUUUCCACAAAAGCUCGGCCCUCGAUGGCAAAGGGAAGGACAGAAAGGAAGACGUGAAAGAGGAUGACAAAAGCUCUUCCCAUGAGUUUUCAGACUCAAAGAAAGGCGACGGGCCACCUCAGUCUCAGCUCCAGCUCGCUAUGAGUCAGACCCAGACCGCCUUGGCCCAGUCGCUGUAUUACGGCCAGUACUCCAGAGGACUGUACAUGGACCAGAAACUGUUACUGGCCUCCAAAUGCUGUGAUCAGACACACGGUGCCAAGCAGAGGGGCGAGAGGGGACAGGGGGUGAGAGACAGUGAGGACGAUAAACACAUGGUUGGGGGUUCAACCGGUGGAUCCAUGCUAGGUAAAGGUCCAGACGGUGCUAAAGGUUGCUGUCCCAAACCUGUCCUGUCCUACGUGGAGUUGAGUGAGAGGGGAGAAAGGGGACAGGGUCUGGGCGUAAAGGCGGUGCACGGUGGCAUGGUGGACCAGCACCAGGUCUCGAUGAAAGACUGCGACGACAUCAAGUCACCUUCCUCUUCCUCUUCUUCAUCACUCCACAACCCAAACAGUCAGACAGAUCUGGACUCAAAUGUUUCCUAUUCCAGUCCCUCAGACGGCCCGGCCUGGGCUCACUGCCUCGCUCACAGCAAAUACUCAGAGCUACAACACGGAGAGGAGGCCGAGGAGGGUGAAGCAGACAGGGGGAAAGAAUGGGGAGCUACCGUGGAGCCUGCCGGGGCCAAGAUGACCUCAGGAGGAGGUGGAGGAGUGGGCGGAGACGCUAAAAAAGCCAGGGUCCACGAUCUCCCACCCACCAUCGACAUGGAGGAUUCAGACAGGCUGGAUGGGCUGGAUGAUCAAGGCCAGGAGCCAAUGGGAGGGCUGGCUGAGGAGUCCCAGAAUGCCCGGGCGGCAGUGUCUCCUCCCAUGACCCCCCAGCAGCCCUACAUCCAGUACCAGCACUCCUCCUACCCACCUUACCUGGCAAUGUGUGAGAGCGGCGGGGGCUCCUACAGAGGGGUGUCCCCAACCCUGGUGCACAACUACCCAGGUUUCCACUACCCUCUGUACGGUAAGACGGCGGGCAGGGAGGAGUCAGAGGUGACUCCACCUGGCAGAGGAGGAGCGGUGAGCGGCAAACAGAGCGGCGACUCGUCCUCGUCCUCGGCCAUGGAGCUGCUGCAGCAGCAGAGCCAUCAGUACCAUGGAAAAUCACCUGCUCCCGGCGAGAAGGGUUCCCCCGAGGGAGAAAGAGAGACAGAGCGAGAGAGGAACCACGUGUCAUUCGCCCGACACCUCCACACACACCAUCAUACACACCUGGGUAUGAGCUACAACCUGAUGUCAGGACAGUACGACAUCUACCAAGGGUUGAGCUCCAGGUCGCUGGUCUCCAGUCAGCAGGUGUCAGGACACUCCUCCACUGAGAGCGAAGGGAAGAAGUAGGACCAUGUGACCACGUCUCACAUGAGGAACGGCAGAUUUAUCAGACAUCAAUUCCAUGGUGUUUAAUAAGCUUCGCCUCGCUGAGAGGCAGAGAACUUAAAUUAAAAAAAAAAAAACCUCUUUCAUUUCUUACUAAUGAAACCACCUGUUUUAUAACACGUCAUCGAGGAACAGACGGAGGGACGGGAAGCAGGAUCAGGACCUCUGUACAGAUCCAGAUCACUGACUUUUGAAGCUUUCAGUUUUGCAGGAUUUUGACAAAAGCAAGCGGCGCGUACGAAACUCAACAUCCCAGAGCGCCGUGCAUCAGCCCGGCUGCAGCUGAGGCGUUCAACUUUAUAAAAUGCACAUUUAUUGUAGUGUAUUAUGAUGAUGAUGAUAUGACUGAAUGUACUGAAGAUGACUUACAUUAUCCCAAUAGUGUUGAUGGUUUUUUAUUUUAAAAACUCCUAUUGGGAAACAGCAUUAGGAAGCUAAAAAGUCUAUUACUAUCCUUAUUAUUCUCAUUCUGAUUAUUGAAGUGGUCCUCCUCCCUCCAUAGUGCUGACGCUACAUUUGUAUUACUAACCUGUACUUGAGCGUAACCAUGUUGAUUGUAUUGUCUUUAUGUGAGAGUAAACCUUCACAUCGACCUGCCCAGUGCCAUGUAGGAACCCAGUGGUGUAUAUAUUCUGUACAGAUUCAUGGCAGAGCACUAACAUGCUUUAUCGUACUCUAUGUUGAUCUCCAUCAGCGAUGCAGGGGAGCAGCGGGCGGAGCGGGGACAACCAGCAGGAACACAGCCACAGUUUCUUUAUUAGCUGAGUGCAGCUCAAGUGAGUCAUUUAGUGACUGUUAGUCCCAGUUUGAGCCUCAUGGAAUCAGUUUUCUCUCAGUUAACUGUUGAUUCAUGUGACCAUCUCCACACCUGACAGAGCUGUGGUUAAGGUUUGGUUGGUUUUAGGCCACAGAUUGUGGAAAAGAAUUGGACGUAGCCUCCGUAGAAAAGUGAAGCCAACUCAGAAGUGCCUUAAACCUGCAGUCUUUCUAAUGGCCAGCAGGGGGCGACUCUACUGGUUUCAAAAAGAAGUCCGACUGUAUAGAAGUUAAUGAGAAAAUGACUCUACUGCUCACUUGCUCUCAGUGAACAUUUUCCUAAUUAGUUUAAGGUCUCAAGUCUUCAAUAAAACAUGAUGUUCAUUUUGCAAAUUAUGGUCCCAUUUAAAAUGAUACAGAGCCAUUUAAAUGAUGCUGAAGGGCGUGGCUACCCUGUGGUUGAUGGUUCACUACCAUGGGGACCUGUCAAUCAAGAUAGAGGUGCAAUGCGUAGCCUCUGCAGCUCCACCCUCUCAUCUAGUUAUUGGUCGCUUCUGGCUCCAAAAAAAAAACCAAGAUUGCACGGCCAAAAUGCCAAAUUCGAGAUGGGUACAACCUGGUCUCAGUCCCAAUUCAUCCGAUACCAACGCUUGGUCAGUGGCCCUUGUCUUCAGAUACAGAUGCACCGAUGCAUCCUUUUAGUAUCGGUGUGAGACGCACCAGGUUUCAGCUUUUUUUGACACUCUGAGCAACUGCCACAGUCUACUUAGAAGAGGUGGGACAGAAAUGGGUCUAACAAGCUCUGGACUUUCGUCCAAGAGACUGCUGUUCAUGUCCCAUGUGAAACCAAAAGUCAAUCGUGUUAGUUUAUUAACAAUGUAGUGUGCUAGUAUUUGUAGCAUACUAUGCUAGUGACAUAUGUCACGUGAUGUGACAUUACGUUAAUAACAAACGUACUUAUUUUAAACCAAACAGUGAUGUUUUUUUUAAGCCUAUGCGCCGGCCAUGACCGUGUCUGUCUGUGGCAUCCUUGUGAACAUGAUAUCUCAAGAACACGUCAAGGGAAUUUCUUUAAAUUUGGCUCAAAUGUCCACUUGGACUCCACAAUAAACUGAUUGGAUUUCGGUGGUCAAAGGUCAACUUCACUGUGACAUCAUAAUGUUCUGCAUAAAACACUUUUCUGGCCAUUACUCAGCGUCAUAUCUCAGGAACAGAAGUGGAGACAUUUGGUCAGAUACUGAAUUGGUGACACUGAUCUUGAAACUGUGCUCAUUAUACAGAUAUUCUGUGUGUGAAGCAUCCAUGUUUUCAUACCCACCCACAUUUUUUGCACUACCUAAACCUAAAGGAAGUAAAUCUGAAAACAAAGUCUUUUUACUAGCAUCGUAAGCUUAUUUUGAAAGAGACUGUUUGCAUAUAACAAACAUAAACUGAAUAUUUCCUGUGAAAACAAAGUUCAUUUUGAAAAGACAGAAUACAUGUGACGCAAUGAGCGUCCAAAACUGACGCUGGGAGGGUACCUAGAGUGUCAUAGUUGGACGUGUAGGGCCACAGACCUAGCGUCGGUAUUUGACGAGUUGGGGGUGAGAAUGAGUUGAAGGCUGCGUCCGCUUCUUUUACAGUCUGUGCUACUAAAAGCUACUUGGUUAAUGUCAGAGAACUUUGUUUUCAUUUAGCAAAACCAUAGGGUCCAUUUAGUAGCUCUGGAACUUUCAAUCACAUAAUGCCAUGACUUUGUAGUUGGACCAUGAGGCCCAAUCAGAAGAUCCACUUUCAAUCUCAACUUAAAAAGAGCUUAAAAUUGAUGAAUGGCUUGAUGAGUUUUCACUAAAACAUUUUUAUUAUUUGACUUGAAUAUAAUCAACAAUCAUCAGCCGACAUCUGUGAUGUAAAUAUGAUGCUUUAAUCAAAGGUACAACCUGCGGCUAGGUGAAUGAAUAAGAGUGCCAGUUAUACUUUAAGUUGCGGCACUGCUGAAGGACAUUUUCGGUAUUAACAUGAGUUUUUGCUUAUAUUCUACAUCCAUAUCUUUACUAUUACCUCUACAGGUGGCUCUGUACUCAAAACUAAAUGGAAUUUGGUUUGUUUGCUGACAUCGAAAAGUGAGUUCAUGACCAAAAAUAAGCUUUUAUCAGUAAACGAAAAAUCAAUUUAAACAUUUAUGUCUUGUUGUGUAUAAAGACAUUUGCUUGCAUCAACAGCAGUUUGAGAACAUGCUGAAUUCAGUUUUGAGUAGAGAGCAACAGCUCCAAAAACUCAGACAACAGAAAAGUAGAAAGUAUCAGUCAUCCACAGUAGAGCGAUAGAAAACACUGAUCUUGUCCUUUAAGUAAAAUGCCGACUUUUUCACUGUCAUGUUUGCUCAUUCUGUCAGGAGUCCCACAAUCCUUUGCUCCGCCCCUGCUCCCAUGCUCCUCUACAAGCUGACUAGCUCACUGCAGAGCCUCUGAUAGACAGAAGGUUUGAUUAUUGGUGCCAAAACUGCCGCCACAUCUCAAGACUGUUUCUGGAUCCAUUGACCAGGCCUGUGACGUUCAGACCAGUGUUGUGCCAGAUCAUUCUGGCUACCUGUGAUUGGCCUGUGGUGGAAUUCUUUCCGAUUCAGUUGUUUUCUCCUGCUGCAACAACAAAGCUCCUCUAUCUGACGUUGGCAUAGUUACUUGUAGCAUCCAGCUGCAACCCCCCAACAAAUGUUGGUACUGUAUGUUUCUGCAAACCACAGAUAUGUUAGAUUUGUACAUUACAAUUUGUUAAAACUUUAUGAUUAAACAACAGCAAUGUGGUUAGGCAUGAAAAACACUUGGUCAUGUUUAGGGAAAGAUCACAUUUGGGCUCAAGAUACCUUGUUUUAAUGGAAAUGCAGCAAUUUCUUUGUUAAAAAAACAACCACUUUUGUUUCUUGGCCUCAAACAGUGGUCUGCAGCUUGGCAGACAUCUCACCUAGGUGUCAGUACAUCCACCGUCCCCUCCACCUCCUGAUCACAAAGACAGCUUAUAUUUAUCACUUUAGAAACGUUGACAUGGUUUGCAGAGACGCACCAUGCCAACAUUUUCUUGUGGUGACUGGGCUGCCAGCUGAAAUUAUAUCUGCACUUCUGCUCCUAAUACUUUCUGUUGGGAGCCAUAAUUGCAGUAUUCUUGAACUAAUCAUUUUACCUCGGCAUACCAUCACAGUUUAGCUCAUAUCUAAUCACGGCUCGUGCUAAGCAAGCAGAGAUAGCAGGAGGAGAGCAGCUCACAGAGACUGUCCCUCAGCGCUGCGUUGAACAGCAUCAUGCACAGAUUUUAAUUCUGUGAGAAACGCUGAAUGCUCAUAAUUAUAAGCUCUUAAUCUAAGACAGCAUCACAACUUCUUUUACCUAAAAAUAUCACAAAAUGCUGUUUUAAGAUUAGCUGCUGUGAAAUCAGGCCGCAAAAUCCUGGAGGUACUGCUAAGAGUAAGAGAUGAUUGGUUUGAUGUGAGAUUUGUUAAUAUCGGGCCACAGUGGAUCCAAAAUGGAGAUGACAACGUUCCUCUGUUUUAAAACUAGAGGCCGGCCACCUUCACUGAUAUUAAAACUGCCUCUGCUGAUAAUCAUAGAGAAGAAGAAGAGGCAGGGUGCUAUUUUACACAGAUAAAGCCAUGUGUUCAAUGAGUGAGGCUUUUCUUUCAAGCAUCAUCUUAUAACUGCAACCUCAUUAUAUUUUUUUCUUCUGUGAUAUCCCCUCUGUAGCUGAAGUAUCAACAAAGCUGUGUCAAAUUGGCUGCAAACAUUCAAAUAUAAUUCAAUAUGAACACAAAUGCAACAGGAUCAGCUAAUGUAAAGGACUCCAGUUAAAAACAAACUGCAGAUUUAGGCUUGAUUUAAUUUGUAUCAUUGUGACGACAUGGCUGGCAUUAGAGGAAACCACAUUUACCCAUUCUUCCCAUCCUGCUACCUUAACUCAAUGCAGCAUAACACGAUGCUCACACUGUGUGAGCACAAGUUAAGUAAACUGGGACCUGGUCUAUCAGCGGCUCUGCCUCCCUCACACAACACCUUACCUGCAUAGUAUCAGUGAUCAUUCUAUUACUUGAAUAUAGUGCUAUGAACUCUGUUUACAAAAUGCUGUCAUCUUUUGGGAGACACAGUGUUGUCUUAUAAAGGCUGCUUGGUAUAUGUUCAGUUCAUCCACCCGGUGUAUCCAGUUAAUAACACACUGAAAUCGUAUAAACAUGGAACCUGCUGUUGCUUUUUUAUACUGUAUAUGCCUUAAUUCAUAUGUUUGGCAAUCAUGAUUAAAGGAU